This is a messenger RNA of Morus notabilis, 2284 nucleotides long. Its product is annotated as probable inactive receptor-like protein kinase At3g56050. Bases 192 to 2114 code for a protein of 640 amino acids. The transcript has 9 exons. Gene Ontology annotation, biological process: protein phosphorylation. The record is from RefSeq and is a predicted model, not a curated record. Gene Ontology annotation, molecular function: ATP binding; protein kinase activity; protein binding. Lineage: Eukaryota; Viridiplantae; Streptophyta; Magnoliopsida; Rosales; Moraceae.
UCUUCUCCUUUUUUUUUUGUUCAACUGAGAGUUUUCGAUUUUGGUGACUGCUAAGCUCCAUUUGUUCUGCUCUAAAUCCAAAUAAUAAAAAAAAAAGCUUGCUUUGCUCAGAGUUGGUUCGUGGAUAAACAAGUUAAAAAAAGUCUUCGGUUUUGAUUCGUUCGUUCUUGGUUUGGUUGGAUCGUCAGAAAAUGAGCGAGAAAUGGAAGUUCUAUCGAUUCAGAAACCGCUUGGGAAUCUUGGCUAUGGUGAUCUUGUGCUUAUCGCUUCAGAAUCUGAGUCUCUGUUGGUCUCUCAACGAUGAGGGUUUGGCGCUUUUGAGGUUUAAGGAGAGAAUCACAAGUGAUCCAUUUAACUCUUUGACCGAUUGGAAAGAUGAUAGUGGGGAAGUUAAUGCCUGCUUUUGGUUUGGUGUCGAGUGCUCAGAUGGAAAAGUCGUCGCUUUAAACUUGAAAGAUCUCUGUCUUGGAGGAACACUGGCGCCAGAACUUAGACGCCUUUCCCAUGUAAAAUCUAUUAUCUUGCGGAACAACUCCUUUACUGGAGUCAUUCCUGAAGGAAUCGACAAGUUAGAGGAGUUAGAGAUGCUGGAUUUAGGAUACAAUAACUUCCGUGGACCACUUCCGGUGGACCUUGGCAGUAAUUUGUCAUUGGCGAUACUACUCUUGGACAACAAUCAGUUUCUUGGUAGCUUGUCCCCUGAAGUUCAUAAACUAAAGAUGCUCUCUGAGUUUCUAGUCGACGAGGAUCAACUAUCUGUUGCAGCUAAAGAAUUAUCUUGCAACCAAAGACCAAAUGCGUGGAACGUCAACCAGGCAGAAGACCACAUUCAUCGAAGAGUGUUACAAGCAACUACACGUCGACAAGGGGAUGCUCCUCUACUGCCUUCUCCUCCUCCAUCACCAUCUCCAUCAUCAUCAGGAAAAGCUGACAUUGCACCAAAACCAAAGGCAACUUUGCCCCCUCCACCACCCCCAGUUCCUGCUCCGAGUCCUUCUGCAACUGUCAACCAUAACAAUUCCUCUUCAAAGAGUAAUAGUGUUGCGAUAUUGGCUGGAGCCAUCGGGGGCGCAGUAGUUCUUGCGGUUGCCGUAGUUGGCUAUCUAUGUCUUAAAACAAAGGUAGCUAUUGUCAAACCUUGGGCAACAGGAUUGAGCGGACAACUUCAGAAAGCAUUUGUGUCUGGCGUUCCAAAGCUUAAGAGAUCAGAGCUUGAAACAGCUUGUGAAGAUUUCAGCAAUGUGAUAGAUUCUUCAUCAAUUGGAACACUGUACAAAGGGACGUUGUCGAGUGGAGUUGAAAUAGCUGUAGCCUCAGUGGCUGCAACAUCUGCCAAGGAAUGGUCAGAAAACUUAGAAGUGCAGUUUUUGAAAAAGAUCGACACAUUAUCUAAAGUGAACCACAAGAAUUUUGUCAAUCUUAUUGGGUAUUGUCAAGAAGAUGAACCUUUCACUAGAAUGAUGGUUUUUGAGUAUGCUCCAAAUGGAACUCUCUUUGAGCAUCUACAUAUAAAAGAAGCUGAACACUUGGACUGGGGAAUGCGACUGAGAAUUGCGUUGGGCAUGGCUUACUGCCUAGACUACAUGCAUCGGCUGGAGCAACCUAUAGCCCACAAAAACUUAAGCUCUUCAGCUAUUCGUCUCACCGAGGAUUAUGCUGCGAAAAUUGCUGAAUUCAGCUUCUGGAACGAGAUUGCUGUGGCUGCUCCAAUGGAAUCUCUGGGGAUCAAAAAGCUUCCAAGCACACCCUCAUCAAGCCCAGAAUGUAAUGUCUACAGCUUUGGUGUAAUAUUGUUUGAGAUGGUCACGGGCAGGCUUCCUUACUCGGUAGACAUUUGCUCUCUUGAAGACUGGGCAUCAGACUAUCUUAGAGGAGACCAACCCUUGAGAGAAAUGGUGGAUCCUACUCUAAGUUCAUAUGAAGAAGAACAGUUGGAGCUAAUUGGAGAAGUCAUGAAGUCUUGUGUCCAUCCCGACCCAAGACAAAGACCGGCAAUGAGAGAAGUUUGUAUCAGACUGAGAGAGAUAACGGGGAUAACUCCCGAUGGAGCAUCGCCUAGGCUCUCUCCCCUUUGGUGGGCAGAGCUUGAACUCAUGUCCACAGAGGCAAUCUAAUAAAGGUUGCAACUUUAAGAUGUAAGUAUAAAAAGUUCUACAUUCUGUAGUUGGCCUCAGGUUUGAUAGUGCUUGUAUCUAUUAUUGCAGUACUAUAAUCAUUGACGUUUGGUUGGAGGAUUCAAACCAUAUGAUUCGAACCAUUUUUUAUUUACAUGUAUUUUUUGUGA